Molecule: messenger RNA, 2712 nt
Organism: Athene cunicularia (burrowing owl)
Lineage: Eukaryota; Metazoa; Chordata; Aves; Strigiformes; Strigidae
Gene: PAX3
Product: paired box 3
Exons: 9
Coding region: 1-1233 (410 amino acids)
Biological process (GO): anatomical structure development; regulation of transcription by RNA polymerase II
Molecular function (GO): DNA-binding transcription factor activity, RNA polymerase II-specific; RNA polymerase II cis-regulatory region sequence-specific DNA binding
Source: RefSeq, a predicted model, not a curated record
AUGAUGGUGGAUAAUUUUGCCUCCAGCAUCAACAAAGCUGAGAGUGAAGUACAAAUUCCACAACCGGGGGUGGAUAACGAUGCUAUGAGAACACAGCUCCCUUUUCGGAUGCCAGUACUGGUCCUCUUUGAAAAAACAACAGUUAAACCAGUGCAAUUCCUGGAUUCUUUUCUCAAUUAUAUCGUCAGCAAAGGGUCUGAAGAAGUGCAGUUUGCUCAGGAGAAGAUUAAACUGAGCUCCAUCAGCCGCAUCCUGCGGAGCAAGUUUGGGAAAGGCGAGGAAGAGGAAGCCGAACUGGAAAGGAAGGAGGUGGAGGAAGGUGACAAGAAGGCCAAGCACAGCAUUGACGGCAUCCUCAGCGAAAGAGCAGCACCCCAGUCUGAUGAAGGCUCUGACAUCGAUUCUGAACCAGAUUUGCCUUUAAAAAGAAAGCAGCGUCGCAGCAGGACAACUUUCACAGCAGAGCAACUGGAAGAGUUGGAAAGAGCUUUUGAGAGGACACACUACCCUGAUAUUUAUACUAGGGAAGAACUUGCACAAAGAGCCAAACUCACAGAGGCUCGUGUCCAGGUCUGGUUUAGUAACCGUCGUGCUAGAUGGAGGAAACAGGCAGGAGCCAAUCAACUGAUGGCUUUCAACCAUCUGAUCCCAGGAGGAUUUCCACCCAGUGCCAUGCCAACUUUGCCAACAUACCAGCUCUCUGAGCCCUCUUACCAACCCACCUCCAUACCGCAAGCUGUGUCUGAUCCAAGCAGUACUGUCCAUAGACCUCAGCCUCUCCCUCCAAGCACUGUACACCAAAGCAGCCUCCCUUCGAAUCCAGAGAGCAGCUCUGCCUAUUGCCUACCCAGCACCAGGCAUGGAUUUUCCAGCUAUACAGACAGCUUUGUGCCUCCAUCCGGGCCCUCAAAUCCCAUGAACCCUGCCAUUGGCAAUGGCCUUUCACCUCAGGUAAUGGGACUCCUGACUAACCAUGGUGGUGUGCCUCACCAGCCCCAAACUGAUUAUGCCCUGUCCCCUUUAACUGGGGGCCUGGAGCCCACCACCACUGUCUCAGCCAGCUGCAGCCAGCGGCUGGAUCACAUGAAGAGCUUAGACAGCCUGCCCACCUCCCAGUCCUACUGCCCACCGACCUACAGCACCACGGGCUACAGCAUGGACCCUGUCACAGGCUACCAGUAUGGGCAGUACGGACAAAGUGCCUUUCAUUAUCUGAAGCCAGAUAUUGCAUAAAUGAACUGUCCACUUCAAGUUAAAGCUGGUCUUGUUUUCCGGUCUCACUCCAAAGCUUGGAUAUGAGGGAUCUUCUCAACACACUGCAGUCUAAACUGGGGCAGUCCCAUUGAGAGAAGCAGGCUUGUUAUGUUCUUUCCAGUCAUAGCUUUUAGCAGACUUUUGAAGGCUGGACAAAGCUAUACAGAAGACAAAGGCCAAAAGCAAUAAUGAAUAAAUAAAUGCGACAUGGUUCAUUACGAGUGGGUAUACAAAACAGAGCAGUAUUUAAUAUCACUGCCUGGCAAAACAUUCCAUUUUUUGUUGGUAAAAUUAAUGUGCAUUGAUUGGGACAAAUGGAACAUUCUGAAACUUAGAGCAGCUGAGCUCUGUGUACUCUGACUCAUCUGACAUCCAGUGCUGACUUUAGUCUAACUUUAAAACUGCUCAGUUUCUGAAGCAAGGGCAGGAGAACCUCCUUCAUUUUACACACUGGAAACUGUCAUCAAGAGGAAAUGUCACUGUCCAUAGGAAGUGCAUAGGAUAAGUGCAAAAGACUUCCAGAGCAACUUACUGGUUACUUUACCAUGCUUUUGUAAUCACAUUGCCAAUAAAUGUCACUUACAAGUUUUGCUUUAUCAAGGGAUGAGAUCUUGUGUAAACAUGAAAAACAGAUUUUACCUUUUUGUAUAUGGAGUUUUCCUGGUCCGUUGUAACUUUUUGAACAAAUGCGGGAGAAAAAAAAAAUCAAGAACAACGCGACUGAUUUUUCACAACUGCCUAGCAAUGUGCAAUACUGUGUACCUCACACAAACUUUGGGAUCAUCCAAAGUCAUAUAGAUAGAAUCAGAACUAUAUUUUUGCAGGUACUUUUAUUUUUGCAGUGCAUAAUUCCUGUUGAUAAAGUACAGAAAUGUUGCAGUCUGCUGGACAACUAAAAUCCAGCUUGUUAAUCAUGAUUUAAAGGUAAUUUUCAGGCAACAGUACGAAGAAAUGAUUACGUUUACAUUUUUUUUUAGUGAUAUACAGGACAUAUACAGAGAUGGACCUGUAUUUGAGACAUUUGUUUAAAUUAUACAGCGAUAUCCAAUAUAGAAGAUAUAAUUAUAGGAACCAAGGUUUACAAGAAGUUUGCAUUGUGACAUUUUAGAAUGUCAAUAAAUUUGUGUUUUGUGAUGUUGAGAGGAAGAGGAAGAUGGAAGGCGGUGUUAUUUAUUUCUCUCUAUUCUUGGAACAAGGAGGGAGGCAGAACACAAAUACAUUCCUUUUAGUGUUAAGGACUAUGAAGUAGUGAGUUAGACUAGGUUCAGUACAGAGGUUAGUUCACACAUUGGUCUUAAGGGUGAUGGAAAAAUGAAAUAUUAUCUUUGUGUUGCAGCCUCUACAACAACAUGUGUUGUAAAAGAAAAAAAAUACAAAGAAAAAAACAAAAGAACAAAUGUCUUUCAUGUAAAAAGUUCAGUAAAUAUUUACUAUUUAUAAUGAAUAAACAUUAUGAAG